Molecule: messenger RNA, 2883 nt
Organism: Symbiodinium sp. CCMP2456
Lineage: Eukaryota; Dinophyceae; Suessiales; Symbiodiniaceae
Source: the annotation of a GenBank genome assembly
AUGACCAGCUGCACCGAGCUGGCGACUCUCCUGCGAUUCCAGGGCUUGCAGUCCGAGUUGUGGCUGGAGGGCUGGGUGGAUCUGUCUGCAGAUGCUCGGCGACGACUGGUGCCGGACGACCCCCUUGGAAGGCUGCGGAGUCUCGACACGGACGAAUCGGACGAGUAUGCGGUCUGGCUCAAGCUCAGCGGUGUCACAGACCUGGCUCAGCCAUCGCUGCCCAGAACAGGCAUGCCAGACCCCUAUGCUGCAGUAUGGUGCGAGCUCACUGCGACUUUGCAAAGCUUUCCUGAAGCGGAGUUCACUGCCGAUACUGCCGUGAAGCGGGAGCCUGCAGAGUUCACUGUCGUCAAGGGGGAGCCUGCGCACCAAAAGGUGAAGCAGGAGCCAGCUCCAGCGAAACGUGCGAUGCAGAUGCAGUCCAGCGAGGUGGCUCCACACAAGCGUGUGAAGCAGGAGCUGGAGCUGUCCGCUCAUUCCCCUCCCAGCACACCUAGACAGAAGCGCCGCUGCUCCAGGGACGAGUCGCCGGAGGAGGACACCCUGGCCAUCCAAGCUGGGGCGGAUAUCUUGUGUCAGCCUGUGUACAGCCAGUCCCACUGGGGCUUGCUUGUGGUGCACCGGGAUCAGGCAGCUCACUUCUACGAUGGAGGAGCCGGCAUGCAGCAUCGGAUUUGCAAGGAUCAUGCCUGGGCCCACUUGGCUGAGCUGCGGGAGCUCCAAUGGCUGUCCAAGGAGCUGGCCCUUGUCUGUGCAAACACGGGCACACAGGCAGAGCCGUGGUCCUGCGGCCACCGUGCCGCUCUCUGCUUCGACUACUGCCUGGAAAUGGUGCUUAGGCCACAAGGCCAGUUGCCGGACCACAUCCCGGACCGUGCCUUCGCAUCAAACUGUGUGGACUUGCUACUGCAGCUUUGCAAUACAGCUCUAGGCAAUCCUGCAACAUGUGUCGUGCCAGCACCUGCACCGAGUGCACCUGCCAAUGCACCCCCUGCUGAUCCGCGGACCCCUGAUCGCGGCCGCAACAGGCAGCCCAAGGCGCAGUCCCCGGCAGCAAGUGAUAUCAUGCACACCCCGCAGGCUGGCAAGGCGGCGCCAGACGCCGACUCCUGGACAAAGGCAUGCAAGCGAGAUGCCCAGCUACUCAAGGCGGGCAGGGAACAGCUGGAAAGGGCGGACCUGGAUCAUGCCGUGUUCCCACAGGCAGCUGGAGCUGCACCUCCUUUGCAGGAUGUCUUGCAGGAUGUUGAAGAUGUGCCAGCCCGGCAAGUUGCAACACAGCGAGCCGAGAUCUAUAUGGUCACGGACGGAUCUUACGGCAGUAAGUGCGCAUACUUUUGCAAGGCCUGCAAUAAGAACGUCAACAUCUGGUCGCAGGCAUGUCUUGCCAGGCUCACAGGUCAGAACGGCCACGAGCGGAGCGAUCGGCACCAGAGAGGGCUUGCACGACUCAAAGGAGAGCAGCCGGGUGCAGUUGCUAGCGCGCCAAUGGAUGCACCGGGCUCGGAUGCUUUGGUGCCGUCGGAGGAGCCAGCAAAGACCGCCAACCUCUGCUCUGGCAUUGCCAUCCACGAAGAGCCCCUGGCUCCUUUGCAGGCCUCUGAAAGGGAUCCGCUGGCUGGUGCCAAGAUGAACCUUCAGGGUCAUGUCAUCCUUGUCCAGGCCAGCGACUGCUCAGGUCACCGCCGGGAGGGAGCCGCCUGCAAGGCAUGCUUCAGACUGGCUAUGCGGCCCUCCUUUCGACAGCACAUUGCUAAGAAAGCAUUCUUUGUGGACAGUGUCCAGUGCUGUUGGCGGUUGUUUCAUACGGAAGCAAGGGAAAUCCACCAGUUGGCCUCGCAGAUGCGGCAGGCCGACUACCGCACAGAGGACCUGGCAGGUCACGACAUGGAGCAGCUGCUGGCUGAGGGAUCUGAGGGCGAGUCGGAGAAGGUGCGAGAAGUCUGCCGGAGGGCGGAGUGCAUACCAAAAUGGUGGCGACCAAAAUGGUGGCGAUCGGAAGGGCUGCAGCGGUUCCUGGAUGAUUUCCUGCUCUCCCAGCACUUGCACUACUCCACAGAUGUUGAGGCCAAGACUUCGGGCCUGCUCGCGAUGCCCCUUGCUGAUUCCCUGGCGAAGGGCGAAGUACGUCAACUAGACCUCCAACUCGCCUCCAAAAUCGCCAGCGGCCAGUUGCGCACGGACGGCUUCAUCCACGCCUUGGUGACUGCCUUUCUCAUGAGGUGCCAGACCCAGGCAAGCGACCCAAGGUAUCGGACUACCAGCAAGCAUAGUGACCUGCAUGCUGUUCAAGAGGCUCUUGCCACCCUGGGUCGCGAGGAGGCCAUGAAAGGCGUCCUGGAGCGCUUCGGCUUCAACUUGAGGGCUGUGGACAAGAGCAGCCUGGAAAGCUCAAGCUUCCCCAACCCUUACGUUGCAAUCCGCAACGAACAGGAAAUGGCGACCUCUGUCCGGCGGGCCCUAGCCGGGCUGCGGCUGGUGGGCGGCCGAGCCUGCGUCCUCUUGGACGAAACCGUAUGGUCUCCGGCCUACGAACAAGUGGGGACCUUCCGGAGCGAUCCGCCCGGCUGCGCCUGGAUCGGAGGAUCCUGGGCGAGUGAUGCGGCAAAUGACUACAGCUACCUCAUGACAUCCGAUUGGAAAGCAUCCGACCUUCCAAGAGACCGCCUCGCGAAGAUGACCUUGCACCUUGCUCUCAAGCGACCCGAUCACAACCGUUUCGUCGUGGACAGCUUGGUCUUGCCAAGGAAGCAAGGCUGCUCCAGCACCGAGGAGAUGCUGCAGGUGGCCGCAAGGUUCUUGGCAGCAUGUGCCAGCUCCAACAACCAGAUCCCUCCAGUAGGGAUCACAGCUUUGAUGGGGCGACAAACAACACGUCCGUGA